This is a messenger RNA of Paramecium primaurelia, 430 nucleotides long. The record is from the annotation of a GenBank genome assembly. Lineage: Eukaryota; Ciliophora; Oligohymenophorea; Peniculida; Parameciidae.
AUGAAAAUGCUUGAUGAAAUCAAAUAAUAGGUAGAAAAAGAAAUGAAAAAGUUUGAUCCUCGAUUGGCAGAAAAGAAGUAUUUGAAGAUUACUUAAUCAAUUAAGGAUUUGUUUCUUAAAGCAGUUGUUAGUGAAAAAUAAACUAUUAAAGCUGUAUAUACAAAUUUGAAAUAAGGCUGCUCAUUCUAUUGGUAUCAAUUACUCUUCAGCCAAAGCCAUUUGGGCUGAAUUCAGAACCAAAUAAAAAAUGAAGAAGAGCAAGAAAGUUAAUGGACAAGAUAAAUAACCAUCCUCAGAAGUUAUGAAAAGAUGUCAAUACAAAAUUCUAAAUGGUUGUAAUAAGAUUAAGAAACUAUUUAUGGAAAUCAAAUCUUCAGUUGCAUAGCGUAUGAAUUCUACAUACAUGAUUUCCUUAGAGUAGCAUAUAUGA